Cherax quadricarinatus is the source of this 1280-nucleotide messenger RNA. RefSeq names its product Nucleoporin 43kD (gene Nup43). Gene Ontology annotation, molecular function: protein binding. NCBI's taxonomy places the organism in Eukaryota, Metazoa, Arthropoda, Malacostraca, Decapoda, Parastacidae. Gene Ontology annotation, cellular component: nuclear pore outer ring. The record is from RefSeq and is a predicted model, not a curated record.
UUGGUGAGGUAGUUGAGGUGGUGUUGGUGAUUGUUGUGGUGGUGUUGGUGAUGGUUGUUGUGGUGGUGAUGGCGGGCAAUAUGGAGGUCACCAAGAAAUAUGUUGCCAGGAAAAUCAAGACUGUUCGCUGGAAGCCGCCGACCACUGACUAUGGCAGGACGGAUGUCUUUAUUACUGGCAGCUGGGACGACCUGGAUAAUGUUGUGGAAGUAUGGCAGGUGCCGGAGACCGAGGAGGACCCAUCACGUUUGCAUCAGCUGCCUCACCUAGGCAGUGUUAAUGACAUGCAGUACAUCACACGUGACAUGUUUGCAGCAGGAAGUAGCAACGGUGGAGUGAAGUUGUACCAACAUGACAGUUCCAAUCACUUGGAGGAGAAAAUGUCUUGGGACCGAGCACACACAUUUGUAGGAAGUUCUGCUCCAUGUACUGCUCUGGCUACCAAUGGAGACCAAAUUGCCUCAGUUGGAGAAGAUGGCAACCUUGUCAUCCUUAAUCCAAACCAGAAGAUUCCUAUCAGGACCAUAGAGAGUGUUGGUGGGUGCAGUGUUUAUGCUGUAGUUUAUGUGAGAGCCAGUGAAGUUGUAACAGCCAACAUGCAGGGACACCUCAAGUUGUGGGACCUGCGAUCAGCUCAGUCAGCAAGGGCCACACUCCUCAGUCCUGAUCAGAUAGCUGUGUGUGAUCUUGCUAGCCAUCCAACACAACAACAUCUGGUGGCUGCAGGAGGAGAGGAUGGAGCUCUGGCCAUAUGGGAUAUGCGUAAUACCAGCCAGCCCUUCACUAUCAUAUCUGCUCACAGUGGACCAAUUAGUGAAGUAAGAUUCCACCCUGGAGCCCCAGAGCAUGUGUUUACCUGUGGACUAGAUGGCCAACUGAUUCACUGGGAUGCUUCUGCCUCUGCCAGACCUACACACAUACCAUCCUUCAAGAAUACCAGAGACCCAUCAGGAGGAAGCAUCAAUGUGUGGUUAAGUAGUGAUGUGGCUAGAGGAGCCAUUGAGACAGUCAGCGUGAUCCCUUAUUCACCACUACCCAUCAACUCUGUCGAUGUGGAGGGUUCCACUCUGAUUGCCGGCUCUGACAACGAAGCCAUUUACAUGGUUCGCCAAGUUCUUCUAUACUAAAAAAAUAAUUAUGCUGAUGUGGAACUUGCCUCAACUCUACCAGCUUGAAGCACCAUCACUCGAUCACUGUCCAUGAUUGUGUGCAAGCGAUGAGCAAUUGUGAGCACAGUGCAGUCUUUAAACUUUGAUCUAAUUGUCUGUUGAAUUAAUCCA